Sapajus apella (tufted capuchin) is the source of this 1824-nucleotide messenger RNA. RefSeq names its product zinc finger protein 296 (gene ZNF296). The record is from RefSeq and is a predicted model, not a curated record. The transcript has 3 exons. Gene Ontology annotation, biological process: negative regulation of dendrite development; regulation of transcription by RNA polymerase II. Bases 310 to 1728 code for a protein of 472 amino acids. Gene Ontology annotation, molecular function: RNA polymerase II cis-regulatory region sequence-specific DNA binding; DNA-binding transcription factor activity. Gene Ontology annotation, cellular component: nucleus. NCBI's taxonomy places the organism in Eukaryota, Metazoa, Chordata, Mammalia, Primates, Cebidae.
UAAAAUGGGAUCAGGGAUAGCUGUUUCAAUGCCUUGUGGGAGCUCGGUGUGAUUAAAUUUGGUCACUAAGCCAAACGCAAGGGGCACUGCCUAGAUUGAGUUAGGCCGCGGGCAGGGCGGCUCGUCCCCUCCCAUCAGGCCCGCCCCGGUGGGCGGAGCCACGGGCCCGGCCAGCACGUGUAAGAGUUCGCGGCGGGUCGCUGCAGUCACUCACCUGAGCGCGCACGGUCCGCGCGUCCUCAGCUCGUGCGUCCUCCGCCCGCCUGUCUGCCUGCCUGCCCGCCCGCCAGCUCGCCCGGCCCGCGACUCAUGUCCCGCCGCAAGGCCGGCAGCGCGCCCCGCCGAGUAGACCCCGAGCCCGCCGCCACCCCAGACGACGAGAUGGAAAUGCAGGACCUCGUCAUCGAACUGAAGCCCGAGUCGGACGGGCCGCCCCGACAGGCACCAAUGCUGGGGCCCUUCUCCCCGAAGGAGGUGUCCCCGGCGGGGCUGUUCGGGGGCGAACCGCACCACUUCCCUGACGCCGGGGCCGCCCUCCUCGCCCUUGGCGCGCGGAACCCGUGGACCCUGUGGACGUCGCUGACCCCGAACCUUCCAGACCGCCAGCCCUGGACCGACAAACACCCAGAUCUGUUGACCUGCGGCCGCUGCCUGCAGACCUUCCCGUUGGAGGCCAUCACUGCAUUCAUGGACCACAAGAAGCUGGGCUGUCAGCUCUUCAGAGGCCCCAGCCCCGGCCAGGGCUCAGAACGAGAGGAGCUGAAGGCAUUGAGCUGCCUGCGCUGCGGCAGACAGUUCACCGUGGCCUGGAAGCUGCUACGCCAUGCCCAGUGGGACCACGGACUGUCUAUCUACCAAACAGAAUCAGAAGCCCCAGAGGCCCCGCUGCUCGGCCUAGCCGAGGUGGCCGCAGCGGUGUCAGCAGUGGUGGGGCCAGCAGCUGAGGCCAAGAACCCCCGAGCAAGUGGGAGCGGGCUCACCCGGCGGAGCCCCACCUGCCCCGUGUGCCAGAAGACCCUCAGCUCCUUCAGCAACCUCAAGGUGCACAUGCGCUCACACACAGGCGAGCGGCCCUAUGCGUGCGACCAGUGUCCCUACGCCUGCGCCCAGAGCAGCAAGCUCAACCGCCACAAGAAGACCCACCGCCAGGUGACGCCCCAGAGCCCCCUCAUGGCCGACACCAGCCAAGAGCAGGCCUCUGCGGUCCCUCCAGAGCCGGCUGCCCAUGCCGCUGCCCCCGCCAGCACCCUCCCAUGCAACAGUGGUGAGGGGGCUGGAGCUGCUGCCACAGCAGGUGUCCAGGAACCCGGGGCUCCCGGCAGUGGGGCUCAAGCCGGCCCCGGUGGAGACACCUGGGGAGCCAUCACCACGGAACAGAGAAUCAACCCUGCCAACAGCCAGAAGGCAUCACCCAAAAAGAUGCCCAAGUCAGCGGGCAAGAGCCGUGGGCCCGGGGGCAGCUGCGAGUUCUGCGGGAAGCAUUUUACCAACAGCAGCAACCUGACGGUGCACCGGCGCUCGCACACCGGGGAGCGCCCCUACACCUGUGAGCUCUGCAACUACGCCUGCGCCCAGAGCAGCAAGCUCAACCGCCACCGCCGCAUGCACGGCAUGACGCCUGGCAGCACCCGCUUCGAGUGUCCCCACUGCCGUGUGCCCUUCGGCCUGCGAGCCACACUGGACAAACACCUGCGGCAGAAGCACCCUGAGGCGGCUGGGGAGGCCUGAGCCCCGGAAAGCCUACUGCUGUCCCUGGUACUGCAGCACGGUUGACCUCCUUGUAUCUGCCCCAUCUCCAAGUAAAUUCCCCCUUUUAUUUACACA